GCGUUAUUUCGUUGUUAUAAAUUAAACGUGGGACGCGAGAUAACAUCGCAUUUUAUCAAAAUAGCGCGUGAGUGUAAAGCGGAUGUUGCUGUAUUCACACUUCCGUUUCGAUUGAUGUCGUCAUACGUUAAUUGGUCUGUUAUUUGUUACUACGCAAUUAUUGUGUAGCUCGACCAAUCAUUGACCGGCAAUGUAAGCAAGAACUAAACACAUACACUGUAGCAAUAGCGGACUCAGCACUUCUCCUGGCAUUGCGAAGCAAGAAGUUCUCUCUUCAAAGUUGUCAAAAACUAAUUCUCUCAACCGUGGCCAGCGAACUUCAGGUCGCUCAAACAACCCGUAUACCGAAGCUGUUUGCUAAAGAAGCGAAGACUGAACAAACUAUGGAGCAAUUUGCGACGAUGCCUGAAAGCGAAGCGAAACGAUUCGCAGUGCUUACAUACGAACAAGUUGUUCGUCUUGGGGAAGUGCUGAGCGGCACCGUCGAAGUACAUGGACGAGGCAACUUUCCCACCAUUAAAGUCGUUCUCAAAGACUUAGUCGAAGCCGUGUCAUCUCGGCUACGCGAGAAAGGCGUUAAAUUACGAGAUAUUCGCUUGAAUGGAGGAGCAGCAAGCUACGUACUUUGUCAGGACAAGAAGUAUACUUUCAACGACAUAGACUUGAUAUUUGGAAUCGAUUUAUCAUGUCCACGACGAAUUCAUAUGAUUUUCGACGUUGUUAUGGAAGCGUUGACUGACUUCUUGCCUAACGGAGUAAGAAAAAACCGAAUGUUUAGUACCACAUUGAAGGAUGCUUAUGUUAAGAAACUGGUCAAAGUUACAGAUGAUUGCAAUCGUUGGUCGCUCAUUUCGCUGUCAAAUGACGAGGGGCGAAAUGUGGAAUUGAAGUUUGUCGACACAAUGAAGCGACCUUUUGAGUUUUCUAUCGACUCAUUUCAAAUCAAUCUGGAUUCUCUUUUGAGUUUUUUCAAACUAUCAACUUUGCCAAUCAAAUCGAACUUUUUCCCCACCGUGUUAGCGGAGUCAGUGUACGGGGACAUCGGCAUUGCUCUACACCAUUUGGACAAUCGAUUAAUCGCCACUCGCAAUCCUGAAGAGAUACGAGGUGGUGGUCUCCUGAAGUACUGCAACCUUCUAGUAAAAAGGUACAAGCCAGAAGAUGAUAAGGAGAUCAGGAACAUGGAACGCUACAUGUGCAGCCGUUUCUUCAUUGAUUUCGGAGACCUCGACACGCAAGUAAAGAAAUUACAGAAAUAUCUGCAAGAUCAUUUUUACGGCGAGGAGCGCGUCAAGUGCGAAUACCUGCGCAUAUUGCAUCGCACGAUCGCCAAUUCGACCGUUUGUCUCAUGAAUCACGAACGCAAGCAGACCCUGAUGGUGAUAGAGCAAAUAGCGAACAGCAUCGAACAUGGCAUGCUCGAAAUGAAUUAUUAUUGUAGGCCGUCGCCUGCUCGAUUUUCGCAACAUCACGCAUCAGCGCAUUGCUAUUACAAAGGACCUGGAUACCGUUUACACAGCCCCACUAAUCACCAUCAUCGAUACCGAUUUUAUUCACACGGUAACUCGCUGGCUCCGAUGGCCAGUUAAAGCCACUAUAACACUUGAUGGUAACGACCGUACUGUAUUUUUGCGUGAUUUUUCCACGCUUUGACAUAGGUAUUUCUGGCUGGUUGAUUUACCCAUAAACCCCUACUUCGCUUGUGGAUUCGUGCGAUCUUGUUUGGCUCGUAUUAACGAAGACUAUACUCUACAUAAGUAACCGUUUGCUGGCAUCUUGGUAUAAUGCUUUGUAUUAAUAUGCUCAUGUAGACCCAAGAAUGUACUUGUAGUGUGUUUCGCUGUUUCACUAGUACGGAACAAUGUAUGACCUGUUUAAAUAGCCAUGGAGAAGAGAGAACAAUAAAGGAACUUUCAAUUUUGUUCUCAUGAUUUUUGAGUUGCUGCUGCACGUAUAAUUCUCCGUGGCAGCAAUUUUUUAACUGUGAAUGUGACUAGGUUUUCUUAGCAAAGCCUAAUCCUUUGAAUUAUGUACUCUGCUAUUGUUGACAAUAACAUAUUUUUUCAGUUA
Molecule: messenger RNA, 2070 nt
Organism: Xenia sp. Carnegie-2017
Lineage: Eukaryota; Metazoa; Cnidaria; Anthozoa; Malacalcyonacea; Xeniidae
Product: terminal nucleotidyltransferase 5C-like
Exons: 1
Coding region: 384-1589 (401 amino acids)
Biological process (GO): mRNA stabilization
Molecular function (GO): poly(A) RNA polymerase activity; RNA binding
Source: RefSeq, a predicted model, not a curated record